AUGCAAACAUUCGUAUUGACUCCACAACAACCAAAAAAGUACUAUGUACAAAAUGAUACUUUCCAUUAUCAAGAUGAAGCUUUCGAUGAUGGUUUGGGUGAAGUAGAUGAGGACGAUUGUUCAAAUUAUUCAUGUUCUUAUUGGCGUGAUCGUGUAUCUCAGCAAGGUUUACUUUAUUUAUCUGUAAAUUAUCUAUGUUUUUAUUCAAAUAUACUUGGAAAAGAUAUAACACUUGUUAUAAAAUUUACAGAUAUUAUUUAA
Rotaria sp. Silwood1 is the source of this 261-nucleotide messenger RNA. Lineage: Eukaryota; Metazoa; Rotifera; Eurotatoria; Philodinida; Philodinidae. The record is from the annotation of a GenBank genome assembly.